AUGCGACGAAAAAUGAAGUACAACGUGGCCAUUCGGUUUAACCGCGUGUUUAAUAUCAUCUUCAUCCACAUAAUCAUAGUGCAGUGUACAUUCGGCUUGCAGCAAGCGGCACUGGACAAGGAGAAACAUGUGAAAUCGUCCGAAAUCCAGGCGGUGGAGGGUCGCAAAAUCUCACUGCCCUGUCCGCUGUCGGCACCGUCCAGGGAUAAGGUUUACAUGGUCCUGUGGUUCAAGGAUGACGCCGGUAUCCCAUUGUACAGCUUCGACGUACGGGGGAAACCGCUACAGCAGGCGCGACACUGGUCAGCGCCAGAAAUCUUCGGUCCGCGGGCCCACUUCAACACCGACACCGACCCAGCGACGCUCGAUAUUCAGGACGUCCGCCGCCAUGACGAGGGUGUCUACCGCUGUCGGGUUGACUUUCGCACCAGUCAAACGCAGAGCUUUCGAUACAAUCUAAGCAUCAUCAUACUACCCGAACAUCCUGUAGUGCUUAGCCAGUGGGGCCAACAGCUCAACAGUUCGAAGCUCGGUCCGAAAGAGGAAGGUGACGACAUCGUUCUCACUUGCCGCGUUGUAGGAGGCCGUCCACAACCGUCGGUUAAGUGGCUCAUCAACGGUAUCCUGGUGGACGAACAGUAUGAACACAAUUCCGGUGACGUCAUCGAAAAUCGGUUGCUGUGGCCCGCGAUUCAGCGAUCGGAUCUGAACUCCAUCUUCACCUGCCAGGCCACGAACACGCUGCUCGUGGAGCCGAAAGAAAGCAGCUUUGUGCUGGAUUUACAUCUGAAACCAUUGAGUGUGAAGAUAAUGAACCCACAGACGCCAUUAGUGGCCGAUCGGCGAUAUGAAAUCUGCUGCGAGAGCGUCGGGUCGAGGCCGAAUGCGAUUAUAACCUGGUACAAGGGAAAGCGACAAUUACGCCGUGCGAAGGAGGAAAUUCUGAACAACACGACCCGCUCGGAGCUGAGCUUCGUCCCGACGACCGACGACGAUGGCAAGCUGAUAACGUGCCGUGCCGAGAACCCGAACGUUACCGGGCUGUUCCUGGAAACAUCCUGGAAGAUUGAAGUUGUCUACCCACCGAUCGUGUCGCUGAGGCUCGGAUCCACACUAUCGGCGGACGACAUCAAGGAAGGGGACGACGUUUACUUCGAGUGCCACGUGCAGGCGAACCCACCGUGGCGGAAGUUACACUGGCUUCACGAUGGCAUCAUGAUCACGCACAACGCUUCCGCCCGGGUAAUCAGGUCCAAUCAGAGUCUGGUGCUGCAGAAGGUCACACGCAACACGUCCGGAAAUUACUCGUGCAGCGCCAUCAACGCGGAAGGUGAAACCGUCAGCAACCAGCUCGCGUUACGGGUCAAAUAUACCCCGGUCUGUGCCACCGAUCGGAUCAUCAUCGUCGGGGCCUUCCGCAGCGAAGCGCUGCAAAUCCCGUGCGAAGUGCAGGCGGACCCGCCGCCUCGGCUCUUCAACUGGAAGUUCAACAACUCCGGCGAGACGCUCAAGAUCGGCAAAGAGCGCUACAUCAAGAACGGGUCCGUCAGCGUGCUCCACUACACGCCGGUCAGCGAUCAGGACUACGGGACGCUCGCCUGCUGGGGCCAGAACGAGGUCGGGACGCAGGACUUCCCGUGCUUCUUCCAGGUUGUACUGGCCGGACUUCCGUCGGCGGUGAAAAACUGCUCCAUAAACAACCAAACGCAGCACUCGGUGGAGGUGCAGUGUCUGGCUGGCUACGACGGGGGCUUGCCGCAAAUCUUCACGCUGGAAGUGAUUUCCACGCGCAGCGGACGGGUGCGGUACAACGUCACCAACCCGGACGAGCCGUACUUUCUGGUGGAGUCACUGGAAAACCUGCUUCAUUACGGUGGCGCCUACGAUGACAUCAGCGACGACAACACGCUGAAGGCCGUCAUCUUCGCCGUCAAUCAGAAGGGCCGCAGCCAGGGCAUCGUCGUGAAGGACUUUUACCUCGAGAGCAGCGUCGAGAACCGGGCAGUGCUAACGAGCAGCUCGCUCGACAGCAUCUCGCCGAUCCUGUUCGGUGUCCUGUUGACGCUGCUGGUCCUCUGCUUUGUCAUCUUCGUCCGGGUGUACUACAUCAAAGCGACCGCCACCUCCACCACCACCACCAUCACCAACGUCGGUAAUGACUUAGUUAGUAAUUCAAAGCAAGCCAACAGCAAACAGGACACCCUCGCCAAGAAAUCGGCCAAACAGAGCCCCCGGUGGCAGCAGGGAAACAGUGGUGCCGGCGGCGGCUACGGUGGUGCCGGGGCGGGUCUGAUCGUGGACGGACGAUCGAGGGACGAGAAGCUGGGCGCCCCGGACGGGAUGGAGGACGAGCGAGACCCGGACGUGAUACCGGCACAGUUCGUUUCGAACGACACAGAAAGUGCGAGCUUCAACUCGUCCAAGUGGCCGAACGGGAACUACUACGACCGGUACCCGAACCACGACAUACGGCCCUCGGAGCUGCUGAUACCGUCCGCGGGCGCCACGCUCGCCUCGGCGAAUCAAUUACACCCGAAUGUAAAUCAAUCGGAUGAUAGUAUUAAAUUAGGUUCCUACUACACCGUCAGCGGAACGGGUGGAAGUGCUGCGAUGGCCGUCCCACCGCAGACCGUCCCUCUGGGGGCCUCCUACAUGGGCCCAACGCACCCGCUGGACGGCGGUGGUCUCGACGGCGUACUGUACAGUGGGACCGGCGGGGCACCGCCCUGCGCUGGCACCGCGGCACCGUCGCUGGCCGGGGGAGGUGGCCAUCAUCAAUCAAGCCUUCUGCCCAACGGUGGCACGGGCACCGGAGUUAAUCCGAACGAUUAUGACAUCAAUGUACAUACCAUCAAAAAUAUGCUAAUGACGACCCGCGUCCCCGAGAGCUGCGUUUAG
Molecule: messenger RNA, 2898 nt
Organism: Anopheles bellator
Lineage: Eukaryota; Metazoa; Arthropoda; Insecta; Diptera; Culicidae
Product: protein turtle homolog A-like
Exons: 17
Coding region: 1-2898 (965 amino acids)
Source: RefSeq, a predicted model, not a curated record